Molecule: messenger RNA, 1581 nt
Organism: Penicillium odoratum
Lineage: Eukaryota; Fungi; Ascomycota; Eurotiomycetes; Eurotiales; Aspergillaceae
Exons: 5
Coding region: 1-1581 (526 amino acids)
Biological process (GO): transmembrane transport; carbohydrate transport
Cellular component (GO): membrane
Molecular function (GO): carbohydrate:proton symporter activity
Source: RefSeq, a predicted model, not a curated record
AUGGAUUCCGAGAAGGCUCAAUGCGCUGAGCAUGUGGAGGAGCAGGAUGUUAGACAUAUUGCAUCAAAACCAGAAGGCCCGGCUGUUGACGAGGAAUUGACAGCCCUCCAGACUGUCAAGCAGCAUCCGAAAGCAAUCAUCUAUUGCUUUUGCAUGUCGAUUUGUACCUUUGUGUAUGGGUUCGAUUUGAUCAUCAUCAACGUGGUGACCGCAAUGCCGGCAUUCCAAGUUGCUUUUGGUGACUCGACAGGUGACGGCUCCUAUACUCUUCCAGCUCAAUGGCUCUCUCUUUGGUCCUCUAUGGUCUCGGUCGGCAUCAUGGGAGGAGCGUACGCCACCGGGCCUAUAGCUGAUCGCAUUGGGAGUCGAAUCUUGAUGAUCUUCGGUGGCCUGCUCACAAUUGGAGGGGCUUUGAUCUGCACCUUUUCCGAGACUAGCGAGAUACUCAAUACGAAACGCAGUAUGUUCUUGAUUGGAAAAAUCGUGGUCGGACUCGGGCUAGGGUUCCAGUUGCCCGCCUCCCAAACGUACGUCUCGGAAGUCGCUCCCUUAAGAAUACGAGGGCCGCUCCUCUCUCUCUUCACACUUUUUAUGGUUAUUGGCCAGAUCAUUGCCGUCGUCGGUGUCGAUGUCCGUCUCCACAUUACUACAGCUGCCGCAUUUCGGAUUCUUUUUGCUUCCGAGGUCAUCCCUGCGGGGAUUGCGAUCCUUGCUGUGAUUCUUACCCCGGAUAGUCCCACUUUCCUCGUCAAAAAAGGCAAGGUUGAAAAAGCAGUCAGGGCAUUUACCCGAAUCUACAGCAGUCGCGGGCCAGAGGCGCAGGAGGGCGUUGGCGCAAUUGAAGCAGCCUUGGAACAUGAGAAGCAAGCUGAGAGCACGGAGAAGAAAGCGUCCUAUAUUGAGUGCUUUCAGGGCGCCAACUGGCGGCGGACCCGCAUUGUCUUUUACGCCAACAUUCUGCAAAAUUUGGUAGGAAUAGCUAUGAUCUCGAAUGCGACCUACUUCUUGGAGUUGGGCGGGAUGACGGCUACGGUCUCGCUCCUCGUUACGACUGCCUCCCUCUGUCUCCUAAUUCCGGCCAUCCUAAUCUCGUGGUACACUAUGGCGACCUUCGGCCGAAGAACGAUUCUAUUAUGGAGUGUCGGGGCGAUCACCCUCAUCUGGCUCGCCAUCGGCAUUGCGGGGUGCUUCUCCACUACCACCGCAUUUUGGUUUGUCGGAUGUGCUAUUGUCGCUGUCAACUUCACCUACGGUCUCGGAGUCGGUGGAACCUACCCCGUAAUUUCGUCAGAAACCUCCACACUGCGCCUUCGAGCCCAGACUCAGUCACUAGCUUUCAUUGCGCAGUUUUUCUUCAUGUGGGGAUUCAAUUAUGCCGUUCCCUAUAUGUACCAGACGGAUGAAGGAAACCUGGGUGGCAAAGUCGGCUUUAUCUUUUCUGGCCUCUCAGCACUGGGAUGGAUUAUCUUUUUCUUUGAGGUUCCUGAGAUGAAGGACCGCACGAUUGCAGAGCUUGACCAUCUGUUUGAGAUGCGGACACCGACGCGCGCUUUCAAGGGCCAGAUUGUGCCGCGGCACUGA